CAGAUGGAUUCUUAACCACUGCACCACCAGGGAAGUCCCCCUCUUGACUUUGGAAGGAGCAGUGUUUCUGGCCCUUCUUCUGUGUCCCCUAGCUGCAUGAAGCCACCUAGACCUCAGGACCCUGCUUAAUGGUGGAGAAUGUACCUUCGUGCAGAUGGAUUGGAUGUGCUUCUCUGGGGGACACCUUCGACUCACCCAUACUCAGCCCCCACCCAGCCUGCAGGCUGCCUCCGCCUCAGCCUGCCUCUGCCUGGGGUGGUGGAGAGAAAGGGAGGGUGGCCUUCCCCUGGCCAGUGGGCUGUUGGGAGAUUUGGGUACAUGUGUCCCUGAUCUCCUUGCCACAGGUCAGACAGCAGGGAAAGCUGUGACCUGUGAAGACCCCUUUUCCAUCUGGACUGACGUUUCUUUUCUUUCUCCUCUACCUCCUGCUUUUCCUCCCUGGGGCAGCCCCAUGAACCCUCCCAGAGACAUGCCUGGCCUCUGGGCUUCAUGGGCAUACUGUGUGGCCCCAGCUGACAGUAGGAGGACCUGAGGAGGGAGGCAGCAGUGCACGGUCAUCAAAGAUGGGCAUUUUCUCUGGGCUGAGAGGCUGACAGGGCCUGUUUCCUUUGGAUUGCAGAUCUGUGGAGCAUCUCCAAACCCUCCUAUUGGUUCAGAAUCAGCUCCCGGGUGGUUUUGUCCUAGAUUUCCUCUCAGGCCAAAUGAUCAUACGUGUGAUUGAGAUCUUGCUGUGUCAUUGUCUCCUGUUAAUGGGAGUCUGAGUAGCAGCCAUGCUUCAUAGGUUAUAAGCUUUGUGCUGUACACAUAGAUUAGCCUCACCUGUGUUUGUCCUGUCUCUGGGAGAAUAGUGCCUAGAGUGUGCACUAUUUUGUGCCUGGUUUCUUCACUCAGUAUCAUCCACAGUGCUAUGUGUAAUGAGGAAAUUUGCAACAAUACAUUCCAAAAAAAUGUGGAAAAUGAAGGCAACACUGUUGAGUUGUUCAAGUCAAAUGACUCUCCUUUAUUCUGAGAUCAUGUUCUUCCAUCUAUCUUGCAAUAAAAUAUGCUGGCAGUUUGGUUGGGUUUUGUUUUGUUAUUGAUACAUUUGUUUAAAAAAUAAGUAGAUAGAUAUAGAUACAGACAUUUGUAUAUUUGUGCCAUGGUUAAUGGACAGCUCCUCGUGACCCUAGGGUGUCAGAAGAGCAGCAUUUCUGGCCUCUGAAAGUCUGAACAAGAUUGAAGUCUGACCUUGUCGUGGAGCCUCUGUGGUGGAUGGAGUCCAAGCUCUGGAGCGUGAUUGUGCACAUUGGGCUCUGGGUCACAAACCCCACCCACAGCUCGGGGGCCACCUGUGGCAGCAACACUCUGGGCAGCAGGCAGAGAGUACAUGUGACCUCCAUUCUUCAAAGUCCUGUCAGUGCCCUGCAAGGGCUUUUGUUUACUGUCACAUUUUUCUUCCCCUUUCUUUGUCCACAUUUACCAUCAACACCAUGAGAAUUGCUGGAAGUUCCCUCAUUAAAAAAGGUGGCUACCUGAGGCCCAGUCAUUACUAUUUCUGAGAAGGACAAAACAACAGAGCCUCAGAAUGGGCCGAUCCCAUUUCUUGGUCCCGUCCACCCUGACCUGACGCAGUGCUUUCUUUCCGCAGCGGCCGCAGAGGCCUCCCUCCAGCUCCCUCUGGAAAGGUGGUGGGUUCAGUGAGAAUCCAAGUGAUGGGUGCUCUCAGUGGGUCGGUGUGAACAACGUCCAGCAACCUUCCUGGGCCAGCCAGGGCCUCGUUUUGCUUUGGUCUGAAAGAGAUUUUUGUUUUCCGGUGAGAACAGCCCCAGCCUGGCUGGGUGCCAGAGGCAGCGGCAGGAAUACAAACACUUUCAUGUGACAGACCCGGGUGGAGAGGUGUGGGCCUGCCAGCAGUGGGCCCUCCCCUGCCGCUGCUCCUUGGGAGGCGGUGAUUUGCAUAUUCCCCAUUCAUCUUGGCCUUGAAAAGGAGGCCUGCGUUCUCAGUCCUCCGGACCAGCUGAGGGCUGGGCUGCUUGAGCCUGGUUUUAACUCUGUGGAUGCCACCGGCUCUCACCGGUCAACAGCAGGCCUUGGCGGCUGGAGGGUGGUGAAAGGCAGCAGCUGCUGUGUGGCCCUGGCCUCCAGAGGGAUGACUGAGGAGGUGGCAGGGUCCCACUGAGCAGCACAGGCUUCUGCUGAGCGGAGUGAGGCUCAGAUUUGUUUCUCCUUGUGCCAUUCAGAAGAGGAACUUUGUCAAAGUAUGAGGAAGCCAGAAAAUUAAGGUGUUUAUCAGAGUCCCAGAAAAUUUGCCUUUAACCAAAAGCAAAACUCCCUUUUCUCUGCUCAUUGUCAUUCCUGCAAAAUAACAGUGACCCCUGGAAUGGUGGGUAUAGGCGCCUUAUUGGCUCCUGGCUGCAGCAGGGGUCCCUUUGGCUGGGAUCUGGAAGGACAGCUUGCCUGGGACACUUUGGCAUCCUAAAACCCCAAGGUGCUAGGUCAGGUGAGCGGAUGGGUCCUGUUAGCUUGUGGCUGGGACUUCAAAAGCAUGAGGCUAUAUAUAGUACAAAUCACCAUCUUUUUCCCUCUGCAGCUAAAUGCCAUCUUCCCAGCCUCGCUGCCUCCUUCCCAGGAGCCCCAGCAUCUAGUAGGCUCUUUCUAGGACUCUGUCCCCUUCUCAGAACUCUCCUUCCCGCCCUGUUCCUGAUCUCCUUGCUCCCCGUUCCUGACUGAGGAUAUGUCUUAGGUUCUGUCUUGUGAAUCUCCCCUCCCCCUGCCCCAGCAGGUUGUCCCCAGUUGCUCCUGAGGGAACAAGUGGGCAAAAGCAAAUCCCUCUGUUGCUCUCCCCACCUCAACGACCCGAACCGCAUCUCAACAGAGCCCUCCUCCCUCCUGCAAGGUGCUUCCCCCUCGCUGGAGGUGGUUACAUCCUGUUUCCCCUGUACCCUGGCCACCUGCAGUUGAGCUCUGACAGCAUGGCCCUGCCUGGAGCAGCCCAUGUUCUCUUUCUGAGCUUGAGCCUGUAGGGUUUGCAUUGUGUCCUCAGUUUGGGCCAGUGAUGGAAAUGAAUCACUGCUCCUGAGGCCAGGACACUGGUUGCCCUAACCUAGACGGGCUGGGAGGGGAAAGGAUCAUGUUGCAGCCACAGGAUUUGGCUUCCUGCACAGUGGGGCCUGGCCAGGGGGUGUCCUCUGCUUGUGUAGCGCUCAUUGGCCCUUGCCACUGUCCCUAGGGUUCUGCCUGCCAUCCCAGGGCUUGGUGUGGCAGGAAGGACGAUGAGGCCAAGGCUCAUCCACACCGUCAGCCCUAGUCUUCGUCCCCUGGAAAUAUUUCUAAAGGGAGCGUUGCCACUGUCAUAACCUCUGCUGUCCCUCCUCGUUCUGAGAAUUUUGUCAGGCCUGAUUCGUGAGUUCAUCCUCUCGCUUCUGGAGAAGAUGCAGACUCAGGAGAUCCUGAGGAUGCUGCGGCUGCCCGAGCUAGGCGACUUGGGCCAGUUUUUCCGCAGCCUCUCAGCCACCACCCUCGUGAGUAUGGGUGCACUGGCUGCCAUCCUCGCCUACUGGUUCACUCACCGGCCAAAGGCCUUGCAACCACCGUGCAAUCUCCUGCUGCAGUCAGAGGAGGUGGAGGACAGUGGUGGGGCCCGGCGAUCCGUGAUAGGGGAUGGCCCUCAACUGCUCACCCACUACUAUGACGAUGCCAGGACCAUGUACGAGGUGUUCCGCCGUGGACUUAGCAUCUCAGGGAAUGGACCCUGUCUUGGCUUCAGGAAUCCCAAGAAGCCUUAUCAGUGGCUGUCCUACCAGGAGGUGGCCGACAGGGCUGAAUUUCUAGGGUCUGGACUUCUCCAGCACAAUUGUAAACCAUGUACAGAUCAGUUUAUCGGCAUUUUUGCACAAAAUCGACCAGAGUGGAUCAUCGCAGAGCUUGCCUGCUACACAUACUCUAUGGUGGUGGUCCCGCUCUAUGACACCCUGGGCCCAGGGGCAGUCCGCUACAUCAUCGACACAGCCGACAUCAGCACUGUGAUCGUGGAUAAACCUCAGAAAGCCGUGGUUCUGCUGGAGCACGUGGAGAGGAAGGAGACACCAGGGCUCAAGCUGAUCAUCCUCAUGGAACCAUUUGAGGAAGCUUUGAAAGACAGAGGGCAAGACUGCGGGGUGGUCAUUAAGUCCAUGCAGGCUGUGGAGGACUGUGGCCAGCGGAAUCACCACGUUCCUGUGCCCCCGAAACCCAGUGACCUCUCCAUUGUGUGUUUCACAAGCGGCACGACAGGGAACCCAAAAGGUGCGAUGCUCACCCAUGGGAACGUGGUGGCUGAUUUCUCAGGCUUUCUGAAAGUGACAGAGAAAGUGAUCUUUCCGAGACAGGACGAUGUGCUCAUCUCCUUCCUGCCUCUGGCUCACAUGUUUGAGAGAGUCAUCCAGUCUGUCGUCUACUGCCACGGAGGGCGCGUCGGCUUCUUCCAGGGAGACAUCCGCCUCCUCUCAGAUGACAUGAAGGCUCUGUGUCCCACCAUCUUCCCUGUGGUCCCACGACUACUGAACCGCAUGUACGACAAGAUCUUCAGCCAGGCAGACACAUCAUUAAAGCGCUGGCUCCUGGAAUUUGCAGCAAAGCGUAAACAGGCUGAGGUCCAGAGUGGAAUCAUCAGGAAUGAUAGUAUCUGGGAUGAACUCUUCUUUCAUAAGAUUCAGGCCAGUCUUGGUGGGUGCGUGCGGAUGAUUGUCACUGGAGCAGCCCCCGCGUCACCAACAGUCCUGGGAUUCCUCCGGGCGGCUCUGGGGUGCCAGGUUUAUGAAGGUUAUGGCCAAACUGAGUGCACAGCUGGAUGUACCUUCACUACACCCGGGGACUGGACAUCAGGACACGUAGGAGCACCUCUGCCCUGCAAUCAUAUCAAGCUCGUGGAUGUCAAGGAACUGAACUAUUGGACCAGCAAAGGAGAAGGAGAGAUAUGUGUGAGAGGACCAAAUGUGUUCAAAGGUUACUUGAAAGAUCCGGAGAGGACAAAGGAGGCCCUGGACGACGACGGCUGGCUUCACACUGGAGACAUUGGGAAGUGGCUGCCAGCUGGAACUCUUAAAAUUAUUGAUCGGAAGAAGCACAUAUUUAAACUUGCUCAGGGAGAAUAUAUUGCGCCCGAGAUGAUUGAGAACAUCUACAUCCGGAGUGAGCCUGUUGCACAAAUGUAUGUCCAUGGGGACAGCUUAAAGGCCUUUUUGGUGGGCAUAGUCGUGCCCGACCCGGAAGUCAUGCCCUCUUGGGCCCAGAAGAGAGGAAUUGAAGGGACGUAUGCAGAGCUCUGCACAAAUAAGGAGCUGAGGAAAGCCAUUUUGGAAGAUAUGGUGAGGUUAGGAAAAGAAAGUGGACUCCAUUCUUUUGAACAGGUUAAAGCCAUUCACAUCCACUCUGAUAUGUUCUCAGUUCAAAAUGGCUUGCUGACACCAACACUAAAGGCUAAGAGACCUGAGCUGAGAGAGUACUUCAAAAAACAAAUAGAAGAGCUUUACUCAAUCUCCAUGUGAAGUUCAAGGGAAGUUCUUCUCAGUAUAAUGGACAAUGUAGCAAUAUUAUAGUUAUUUUUUGAAAGUAAUGUGUCAGAAUGAUGCAGCUGAAAAUGAAAAGCACGUGACCUUAUGACUGAGCCUCUUCCUGUCCCAAGAGGUCUUUAACAAUAUUUUCUCUCUCAUCACCGAGUAUACUUUAUUUUUAUUACAAUGAUAUUGUAGUAAGCUGCUAAAAAUAUCACAAAUGGCAUUGUAAAAAUCAAGACUUUUCUCAAGAACUGUGUACCACUAAAAGUAAUAUAUUCUCAGUGUUCACAGAACUUCUAUUAAACAUAAAGGAAAAACAUAA
This is a messenger RNA of Delphinapterus leucas (beluga whale), 5835 nucleotides long. NCBI's taxonomy places the organism in Eukaryota, Metazoa, Chordata, Mammalia, Artiodactyla, Monodontidae. The record is from RefSeq and is a predicted model, not a curated record.